This is a messenger RNA of Daldinia decipiens, 2652 nucleotides long. Its product is annotated as putative cytochrome P450. Gene Ontology annotation, molecular function: iron ion binding; monooxygenase activity; oxidoreductase activity, acting on paired donors, with incorporation or reduction of molecular oxygen. The transcript has 4 exons. The coding region runs from base 500 to 1984 and encodes 494 amino acids. The record is from RefSeq and is a predicted model, not a curated record. Lineage: Eukaryota; Fungi; Ascomycota; Sordariomycetes; Xylariales; Hypoxylaceae.
GUAAGGAUUCUGCGGCUCGUGCAUGGAAACCUCAUUAUCCGAUGUGAAUAAUGAUAAAACUGUGCACGGAAUAGAUCCGGAUUUAUACUUCAAGUUAUUGAGGUUGCAUCGCAUUCGGACGGUCGGAGACAUAAACUUUUGUAAUUCCUCCGUUCGACCCCUGACCAUGACCUCACCAUCGUGGAGAUGGAAGGGUUAUGCAAGAAGGGGGAUAUUGGCCGAGUGGGUUUAAGAUACACCCGUCCAAUGCAUCCCAAGCUACCGUGUAAAUCCGACCAUCCGUCAACCCACCGAACCCACUAUAGAUAGUCGAGGAGGCGGGCAGUCGAGUCUUCGUCGUUAAUGCGCCCUAUCAUAGCCACGAGAGUCCGACGCAGGCUCCGACACGGGAUUCUAAAUUCAUAUAAGUUAGAACACGCUCCUGUCACUUGGGAUAGAGACAGUUCUUUAAAACUCCAAAGAUCUUUACCGCGUCUACGGCAUACGCAUACUUAGCAAAAUGGCGCCUCUAGGUCUGGAGAGUCCGCUCGAUUUUGUUUUUAUAGGCUGUGCACUAGUGAUUGCCACUGUUGUGGGUAAGGCUUUCUACAAUGUCUUUCUGCACCCUCUACGAUCUUUUCCUGGCCCGUUCUUAUGGAAGCUCACACCUCUCUUCAAAUAUAUACGCUUGUACCGGGGUGACUUGCCUAUAUAUAUGAAAGAAUUACACGAUAAAUAUGGACCAAUUGUGCGAAUAUCCCCGCACGAGCUAGCAUUCAGUGACCCCCAAGCUUGGAAGGACAUCUACGGUCAUCGCCACAAUGGUGCGCCGGAGUUCCCUAAGUACGACGGUUUUUACCGGGCUGUCGACAACGUUCCUCGAGGUCUCAUCCACGCUUUUCGAGAGGAGCACAGCUUCCUGCGACGCCAAUUGUCACACGGAUUCUCAGAGCGGUCAAUGCAGCUCCAAGAGCCCAUUAUCGGAUCAUAUGUAGAUCUGCUGAUUUACCGACUGCAAGAACGAUGUGGCGAUGGCUCAAAUCCUUUGAAUAUGCGUGAGUGGCUAAAUUGGACCACCUUCGACAUUAUUGGCGACUUAGGUUUUGGUUCUUCGUUUGGUUGCCUCGACAAGAGUGACUACCAUCCAUGGGUUAAACUCGCCGCCAACUCAGUGCGGCAGGCUGCUUUUAUGAUCGCUCUGUCUGACAUGGGACUCAAGCCUGCAGUGCGGAUGCUCCUGCGACUUAAGAAGCUCUCGAUUACAGAUAACCAGGCAUUAGUUCAGGCGAAGCUGAAGCAGAGGAUAGAAUCUGGCAUCGAGAGGCCAGAUUUCAUUGAAGGUCUCAUAAAGCAUAAGGAAGAGGGAAAACUCGGGUUCAUGCAAAUAGCCACCAACGCGAAUACUAUCAUUAUAGCCGGAAGUGAAACGACAGCGACUCUUCUAAGCGGUGCCGUCUACCUACUUACGACCCAUCCGGAUAAGCUCGAAAGGAUCACCGAGGAAGUGCGUUCUUCCUUCAAUAAUGACGACGAAAUCACAUUAACUUCCGUCGGAAAAUUGUCGUAUAUGCUGGCCUGUCUUAACGAGACCCUCCGACUGUAUCCCCCUGUGCCAACUGGACUGCCACGCCAGUCGCCUGAGGGUGGUGCUACUAUCAUGGGGAAAUACGUUCCAGAGGGCACCGUUGUGGCUGUCUGGCAAUAUGCUGUUAACCAUGACCCGAACCAUUGGACCGACCCCUAUUCUUUUGCCCCAGAGCGGUUUAUGGGCGAUCCGAAGUACAAGGGUGACAAGUUUGAUGCGAUGCAACCAUUCAGUGUCGGCCCGCGGAACUGCAUUGGUCGCAACUUGGCUUACGCCGAAAUGCGCCUCAUCUUGGCCAGGAUAAUUUACAACUUCGAUAUGGCCAUUAAUGAAGACAGCCGAGAUUGGAUGAAUCAGUGUGCUUACACCUUAUGGGAUAAGCCGGCGUUGAACAUCCACCUGAAGCCUGUUGCUCGAUGAGAUUGAUAAUCGGGGAGCUUCUGCAGAAGAUACAUAAGGUAAGCUUUCUCCAGGACAAUUACUCGCUCAUGAGUAAAUUUGUUGAAUCGUAACAACCAACUAAAAGGUAGCUUUAAUUAGACGAGUCUCUGAGGGAUGCUAUUCCCAAAUUGUCUAAGACUGGAAAAGCUAGGUAGUUCUCUAAGAAAGCUCGUGGAUGUUGUCGAGUAGUAUCAACUUUGCACCAUCUUCCUUUGUAAGGGUAUUUUUCCAAGCAGCUUGGAUUUUAAAAAUCUCUCAUGAAUACACUGCUUUAUACCCCUGAAACUGUAUAUCCAUUCUCACUAUUUAUUUCUAACAUACCUGUCUGAUUAUAAGAAGCUAUCUUAUGACGAUGAAUUGAGGUAGCGACUCUUCGUAUCCAUAGAUCUAGGAUAUUCAGGGCGAGCUUCCAUCCCAGGUGUGCAGGGAAGUUCACCGAAGUCAAGUUUCUUAUUUAAACCAGGAUAGUACUGUCGCAUCACUAAGGUUGUAACAACGAAGACACCUUGAAUACAGCCGGCAGUGUCAGUAGAUAGGUGCAUCAUCGGUUCGGUAAAUUAACGAAGGAAUAAUUCCAGCCAAACUCAUAGCUAUGUAGUUGAGGUCUAUUGUGCCCUAUAUUUGCUUAAACUGAGUGUUGAUAGUAG